Messenger RNA from Nakaseomyces glabratus, 2466 nucleotides. It is a transcript of the gene EPL1, whose product is annotated as Epl1p. Gene Ontology annotation, biological process: regulation of transcription by RNA polymerase II. Gene Ontology annotation, cellular component: piccolo histone acetyltransferase complex; NuA4 histone acetyltransferase complex. The record is from RefSeq and is a predicted model, not a curated record. NCBI's taxonomy places the organism in Eukaryota, Fungi, Ascomycota, Saccharomycetes, Saccharomycetales, Saccharomycetaceae.
AUGUCUUCAAAUGGUGGGAGUAAUACAAAUGAGAGGUCAGUGGGGCCUGAUAGCGGCAGUCUGCGGAGUAACAGCAACCUGAGCAGUGUGAACGGUGAUGGCUCAGAUAGUGGGAGCACCAGGUUCAGGCAUAGGAAGAUCUCUGUGAAGCAAAGACUACGGAUACAUUUACCUUCUGACCUGAAGAAUCUGGACAAAAACGAAAUACAAAAACGUGAGUUACUCGACGUCGAGACCGGUGUUGAAAAAAAUGAAGAAAAAGAAGUGCAUUUGCACAGAAUCUUGCAGAAGGCAUCUGUGCUUGAACAUUUAAAUUCGAAGAAAGAUUAUAUUCCAACACCGGAUGCAUCGAAGACAUGGAGUGAUUAUGAUAAAUUUUAUUCAGGGAAAUUCGUAGAAACACAGGCUUAUGUGAAGUUUUCAGUAACUGUAGAAGAUUGUUGCGGUGUGCCGUAUACCUUGGACGAAAUUGAUGAUGAUUUCUUGGAAAAUAGUUUGAAUAAGAACUCAGACUUGAAGCUAAAUGAAGAUGAAUUUGAAUCAUUGUGUUCAGCAUUUGAAACAGCCAUUAAGGAAAGACAACCGUUCCUUCAAAUGGAUCCUGAGACAAUUCUUACAUUUGACGAAGUAAAGCCCACUCUCUUAAAGGUAGAUUUUAACAAUAUGCAUUUACGGAGUCAGUUAGCUCAAGAGGUAGCUGCCAUUCAUAACCCCCAAACCGCUAAUAGUAGCUCAGAUGGUAACGGUCCUUUUACAACUGUUUUUGAUUCUUCAACUACUGCUAAUGUCCGCCCAAUACCCGAGCUUAUCGAAAAAUAUGGUAAAGAAGUAUAUGAACAUUGGUCACGUCGAAAAAUUGAAGCUAAGGGAGCUGAAAUAUUUCCUCAACUGAAGUUUGAAAGACCUGGUGAAAAAGAAGAAGUUGAUCCUUAUGUGUGUUUUAGAAGACGGGAGCUCAGACAUCCUAGAAAAACAAGAAGAGUUGACAUUUUAAACAGUCAGAAGCUAAGAAUUCUGCUUAAAGAAUUGAGACAUGCUAAAGACAUGUCUCUACUUGUAGCUCAAAGAGAGCAAAUAAAUUUGCAACUAAUUGAGGAUGACUUGAAAAUUCUGAAUAAACGUAAACAUGUAAUUUCCAUUAAGAGAAAACUCGACAUAAAGGGCGAAGAUGAAGACUUAAUAAAUCAUAAGAGAAAGAGACCUACUAUCAUGACAAUUGAGAAGAAACGACAACAAGAGGAGGCUUUGGCAGCAGCCAAGAGAGCAGCCGAACAAGAAAAAGCUGCUGCUGCGGCUAAGGCAGCCGAAGCAAAAAAUAAAAGCAAAGCACAAAAGAAACAAAACGAGCAAGCUGCAAAAGUUAAAUCCUCCAAACAAAAGAAUUCAAGUUCUCAAGAUUUGACAAAAAAGGUUACACAGGAAGAAAGUCAAUCAGAGGAACAACAGCCUGCUAUGUCUCAUGUUUACGUCAAGCUACCUUCUUCCAAAAUUCCUGAUAUUGUUCUGGAAGAUGUUGAAAAACUUCUUCAAAACAAGGAAAAGAGUGCUAGACGUUUUGUUCAAGAAAGAAUGGCUAGACGAAAAUUGGAGGACAAUGACGAAUUCAUUAAUUUGACUGAUGAUCCACAUAAUCCUGUCUUUGAUUUAACAACAUUAAACUGUUCGGAAGUGCCAUUUUCGCCAUUUUCAUCAAUUGCUUCUUCUAAACUUAAGAUUAACAAGUCAUUUUAUCUGCGUGAUCUAAAUGAUUAUCUCAAUGGAAUAGCCACUGAUUUGAAAGUGUUCAAUAAAGAUGGUGAAAAGAUAGAGGACAAUAAAACUGCUUCUGGCAAUCAAAAUGUUCGGAAGACGGAAGUCUACAACCCCUUUGACAGUGGAUCUGAACUUCACUCACGGGAGUACCCUGUUAAGUUUCGGAGGAGAUUUGGUCGAGGAAACAUAGAAUAUCUCGAUGUUAAAAGAAAGAUUGACAACUUUUCGGAUACCCGAUUUUGCGAGUUUAUCGACUUCAAAGCCAUCGAGAAUCAAGAACUGGAAAAUAACGGUAGAAAUUUAGAUGUUUAUGAAUCGCGCGCCGACGAAUUUUCGAGACUUUUAGAAAAAUGGAAAUUUGAUUCAACGAAUAAUGAAUAUGGCCUAAGAUUUUCUGAUGAACCAGCAAGACUGAACCAAAUAUCUAACGACACACAAGUGAUAAGAUUUGGAACCAUGCUUGGUACUAAAUCUUAUGAGCAACUGAAAGAGGCAACCAUCAGAUACCGCAAGGAUUAUAUUUCAAGAAUCCGCCAACAGAAGUUAAAUGCACAAAAACAGCAACAAAUUUUACAACAACAACAGUUCUUACAACAACAACAAGAAAAUGGGUCACCCAACAAUGCGACUAUGCCUAUAAAUCCCAUAAAUAAGAGCACGCUCAAGCAAGAUGUUGCUAGUAAUGUGCUAGUGGGUACCCAGCAGAAAAGUUAA